Besnoitia besnoiti is the source of this 2007-nucleotide messenger RNA. RefSeq lists its product as uncharacterized. Lineage: Eukaryota; Apicomplexa; Conoidasida; Eucoccidiorida; Sarcocystidae. The record is from RefSeq and is a predicted model, not a curated record. Gene Ontology annotation, molecular function: four-way junction DNA binding; crossover junction DNA endonuclease activity. The transcript is spliced from 2 exons. Bases 1 to 2007 code for a protein of 668 amino acids. Gene Ontology annotation, cellular component: replication fork; Rad51B-Rad51C-Rad51D-XRCC2 complex; Rad51C-XRCC3 complex. Gene Ontology annotation, biological process: reciprocal meiotic recombination; meiotic DNA recombinase assembly.
AUGAAGAGCGAAGCCUCGCGCCCUUGCUGCGCGUCCUACCUUCCCUCCUCUUCUCCUCCGCCGACCGCGCCCGCGCGCGGGGCGGGGCUUGGGCCUUCAGAGUUGCGUCGCCGAGACGCGCCGCGUGCGGCUCGGAAGAUCCCGUUUCGGCUGCCUUCCCUGGAUCGUCUCCUCUGCGGAGGAUGCCCCGCCGGCGAGGGCAUUCUGCAGGUGUGCGGCCCUGCCGGAGUCGGGAAGACGUCGCUGUGCCUGCAGCUCGCGGUCAGCCUCGCCGCCGGCUGCUCCCCGGCACUCCAGCGGCCGCAGCGAAGCCCCGCGAGCUGCGGCGAGGGGCCUUCAGACGCUUGCGACGGCAGCCCUGGCGACGCCGCGGAGGGCUGUCGAGGGAGGAAGCGAGGUCGAAGCGCUGAGCGAAACCCCGCGUCGUGCGCCGACGAAGCGGUUUCCAACGGGGCGCGAAGCGAGAAGCUGACGCGCAUACCCAGAGGCAGGAGCAGCAUCUCUUUUUCGCUGUCCUUGUCGGAGUGUUGCACUCUAUCCCGAUCUUCUUCGUCCGCCCUUGCUCCCUCUUCUUGCCUCUUACGGGCGCUUCCACGCGGCGGGGGAGCGCCUCCACGAGCGCAGAGCCGAGAGAUUCCCCAAGCGUGCAGAAGGAACGCGAAGAGCGCCGGCGCGACGCACGGGUUGCAGGAAUUGCCGCGCGAGACGAGUGUGGCGGACGGCUGCGCGAGCCCGCCUGGCGCCGCGCCGCGUCGUUGCGCAGACGGCUGCGAGAAGGAGGAGUGUGGCGGAGGACAGCAGGUCGCCCGAAGAACUCUCAGGCGCACGCGGACGCUUUUCAUCGACUCGGAAGGCGGCGCGCGACUGGAGCGCCUGCGGCAAAUUGCGGCUUCCUUCGCUGGUCUGCGUCUCGAGGGGGAGCCUUCGCCCUCAGCCAGGGUGUCGGGAGGCGCAGCCCGUCGCGAAGCGGAGGGCGAGGCGCGACGAGAGAGGCAUGCGGAGGGCAUGGUGAUGAGUGCGGAGGUGGAGGCGAAACUGGAGCGACUUGAGCGCGAGGAACUCGCGCUUCAGCAGCUCGUAGGCCGCAUCGACAUCGCGCGCAUCUUUGAUCACAAAGAACUUCUGGCUGUGCUUCAACACGUGUACCUGCUUCUCACUCGCGAAGCGAGCCUCGAGGGGGGUGCCGACUUGGGAAAGGAGGCAGAGGCAUUCGAUGGCCCUGAAAAAGCAGAGAAGGAAGCAGAGACGCCAGGCGGGGAGACGCCUGCGCGCCUCCCCGCGGAGGCGACCACGGUCGCGCCCGCUUCAAGGGCCGUUCACCGCGGGCGCGCGUCACAAGGCCGGAGACCGAGGGAGACAUACGGACUGAUUGUCGUGGACUCGCUGAGUUGGAUUUUCCAUCCUGCGUUUUUUCAUUCCGCAGCCGAGUGCGCUGCCCUCCUUCUGCAAUGCGCGAACGUCAUCUCGCUGCUCUCGACGCGCUUCCAGGUCGCGGCCGUCGUCACCAGCCAGCUCACGACCGCGAAGGCCUCUUUCGCACCGCUAGAAGAGACGAGAAGUGCCUCGCGGGCGUUCGCGGCGGCGUUUCCUCAGGCGUUCGCCCCGUCGCUCGGUCGCGCGUGGCGGCAGGUGCCCGUGUACAGUCUGGGGCUUCGCUGGCCGGAAGGCGCUUCGCUUUCAUCGAGAGGCGGGCGGCGAGCACUCUAUUCGGGUGCGUUUCGCGCCGAGGCCGAGGCGGGGUUUCCUGCGCGAGAGAUCGUCGUCUUCAAGACUCCUACGCUGUUCAACGCCCUGGGCGAAGCGGCUGCGGGGGACGUAGGGACCGGCGGCGAAGACGACCGCAGCCGCGCUCGAGGCCCCGAGGACUCGCUGGCGAGUGACGACGCGGAACCGAGGACUGGAGCUCUGCCUGUGGCGGCUGUCAAAGUCGUCGUGGCUGGCGGGGGCGUGCGGGAAUACGAAACCACUGCCAAAGGCGACGGCAAGCUGCGAUUUCGGUGGCACUAA